Messenger RNA from Saccostrea echinata, 379 nucleotides. RefSeq names its product CD209 antigen-like protein E. The record is from RefSeq and is a predicted model, not a curated record. The transcript has 4 exons. Lineage: Eukaryota; Metazoa; Mollusca; Bivalvia; Ostreida; Ostreidae. Bases 1 to 378 code for a protein of 125 amino acids.
AUGACAGUGAAGGAUGAACCUUCCACAACACCUUGCGAGAAAGGAUGGGUCACCUUCCAUGGGAGUUGUUAUUACUUUUCAAAAUCUAAAUCUACAUUCAAAGAUGCAAUGACGGAAUGUUACAACCUGGGUGCAGAAUUGGUGGAAUUUCAAAAUGCAAAGGAAGAGAAAUGGUUUGAUCUUCACAACCGAGUACGAGAACGUGAAAGGCAGUUUUUAUAUUUAUCCAAUGCCGAGGGACUUUAUUAUACUCGUUGUGCAGCAGGACAGCCGGAUAACGCGGGAAAUAUCGAACACUGUCUUACCUAUGCCGUGUCUGUACGAGGGAUGAACGAUGCACCAUGUGGUAGCAGAUUGAACUAUGCAUGUAAAAAAUGAA